ACAUCCGGGAACGCCAGCAGCCGGCUGAGGGCUGCAUAAUUGGUGGAGGGCCGGGCGCGGUGAGAGCGUCUCGGGGGAGUAGGGCAAGGCGGCCGGGCCCCUCCCAUUCCGCCUUUUCUUCAGCGUCCUGCCGCCGGCACUGACUGCGGGCGCCGGGCCACCGGCGAGUGUGCGCAGGGACUCCGGACACCCGCGGCAGCGAGCUGAGAGAGCAGUCUCCACGAGGACCGAGGCGGACCCUCCGGCGCCAUGCGCGCCCUCCCCGGCCUGCUGGCAGCCAGGGCGCCUACGCCCCGAUUGCUCCUCCUCCUCCAGUGCCUUCUCGCCACCGCGCGCCCAAGCUCGGCGGACGGCAGUGCCCCAGAUUUGCCUUUUACAAGUCUACCUCUCGGAGAAGAAAUGAUGGCAAAUAACUUUUCCUGGGAGAGUCAUAACAUAUCACUGACUGAACAUUCUAGUAUGCCAGUAGAAAAAAAUAUCACUUUAGAAAGGCCUUCUAAUGUAAAUCUCACAUGCCAGUUCACGACAUCUGGGGAUUUGAAUGCAGUAAAUGUGACUUGGAAAAAAGACAGUGAACAACUUGAGAAUAAUUAUCUUGUCAGUGCAACAGGAAGCACCUUGUAUACCCAAUACAGGUUCACCAUCAUUAAUAGCAAACAAAUGGGAAGUUAUUCUUGUUUCUUUCGAGAGGAAAAGGAACAAAGGGGAACAUUUAAUUUCAAAGUUCCUGAACUUCAUGGGAAAAACAAGCCAUUGAUCUCUUACGUAGGGGAUUCUACUGUCUUGACAUGUAAAUGUCAAAAUUGUUUUCCUUUAAAUUGGACCUGGUACAGUACUAAUGGGAGUAUAAAGGUUCCUGUUGGUGUUCAAAUGAAUAAAUAUGUGAUCAAUGGAACAUAUGCUAAUGAAACAAAGCUGAAGAUAACACAACUUUUGGAGGAAGAUGGGGGAUCUUACUGGUGCCAUGCACUAUUCCAAGUAGGCGAGAGUGAAGAACACAUUGAGCUUGUGGUGCUGAGCUAUUUGGUGCCCCUCAAACCAUUUCUUGCAAUAGUAACUGAGGUGGUUCUUUUAGUGGCCGCCAUUCUGCUUUGUGAAAAGUACACACAAAAGAAAAAGAAGCACUCAGAUGAGGGGAAAGAAUUUGAGCAGACUGAACAGCUGAAAUCAGAUGAUAGCAAUGGUAUAGAAAAUAAUGUCCCCAGGCAUAGAAAAAAUGAAUCUCUGGGCCAGUGAAUGCAAAACCUCAUGUCGAGAAUCAUUGGAAGAUAUACAGAGUUCGUAUUUCAGCUUUCUUUAUCCUUCCUGUUAAGAACCUCUGAGUUUUUAGUUUUAAAAGGAUGAAAAGCUUAUGCAGCAUGCUCAGCAGGAGAGGAGCUUCAUCAAUAAUACAUGCUAUCUCAGAUCUAAGGGUAUAUUUUCAUUCUGUAAUUAUGUUACAUAAAAGCAAUGUAAAUCAGAAUAAAUAUGGUAGACCAGAAUAAAAUUAAUUAUAUUCUGGUCUUCAGAGUACACACGGAACAGAUAUCGGCGGAAUCACUUAAUACUUCAUAGAAUAAAAAUCACUCAAAACCUGUUUAUAACCAAAGAAUUCAUGAAAAAGAAAGCCUUUGCCAUUUGUCUUAGAAAGUUAUUUUUUUACAAAAUCAUGCUUAUUAUUAGUAUCUAUGGAAGUAUAUGUAACAGUUUUUAUAUAAAGGUCAUCUUUCUGCGAUAGUGAAAAAAUAUGUCUUUACUAAGUUGAAUACUUUCUGCCUUUGCUAAUAAUAGUUAUUCUACAAUCUCCACAAGAAAAACAUAGCUUUUAUCCAGAAAUAUUGGCUUAAGGCAAAUAAAUAAAACUGUGCUUACUCUAAAGCUCUGUCACUACAAAAGCAAAUUUUCCAGUCUUUAUUCCACUCAUAACCACUACUCUCCCCCACCAGGCUAAAGUGCUUAUUAGUCUUUAAUUAGGGUUUCGAACUUCAUAAGGUACACCAUUGUUUAUGUUUUAGAGUACAGGUCCAUAUAGUUGUAAUACCUAAAACACUCCUACACUGAUGCUUUUGUGGCUCAUGGUUUCCUGGUGUCUUUGAUUUAACACCUGGCUUCCUGGUAUCUAUGGCUGGUUAGAUAUCUAAACUUGUAUUAUUAGUGCUUUACAAUAAUAAUUUCCUCGACUGAAGUCCAGAAAUACUAAAGUACUUCUUUUUUAUUGCUGUGAAUGCCUUAGACUUAUCUUCAAAAAUAGGAUGCGUUGUUUCUAUUGCGUAUAUAACUGAAAUAUUUUACAAACUCACUGUAAUCAAAUCUUAUAAAAUCUGAAUCGACAUGAAAAGUCAGUGCUUGAAUGAAAUACUAAAAUCAUGCCACAGGAUGCUAGAUAAGGUAAAUGACCAUGAUGUGUCCUUGGAACUGGUGGGUGCAGUGUUGCAUUGCUCGCAGGGCAACAACUUUAAGAACAGAAGAGUGGUGGUGUGGAACCCAAGAUUCUUGGUGACUAGGGGAUUUAAAGGUUGGGGAGGAGUAAUUCAAUGAUUUGAAAAGAAAUACUUUAUAAAAAUUUACUCCAUAUAUUGGCUAAGAAAAAUGUAAUAAAAUUUUGGUAGUGAAAAUUACAUCACUAAUGUUUACCAUUAUUACUAGUAUGAAUAAUACACAUAAGGUAGUGACUUGGAAGCUG
Mandrillus leucophaeus (drill) is the source of this 2662-nucleotide messenger RNA. It is a transcript of the gene EMB, whose product is annotated as embigin. Gene Ontology annotation, biological process: dendrite self-avoidance; homophilic cell-cell adhesion; axon guidance. Gene Ontology annotation, molecular function: cell-cell adhesion mediator activity. Lineage: Eukaryota; Metazoa; Chordata; Mammalia; Primates; Cercopithecidae. The record is from RefSeq and is a predicted model, not a curated record. Gene Ontology annotation, cellular component: plasma membrane; axon. Bases 250 to 1236 code for a protein of 328 amino acids. The transcript is spliced from 9 exons.